This is a messenger RNA of Topomyia yanbarensis, 663 nucleotides long. RefSeq lists its product as uncharacterized. The transcript has a single exon. NCBI's taxonomy places the organism in Eukaryota, Metazoa, Arthropoda, Insecta, Diptera, Culicidae. The annotation marks the transcript as partial. The record is from RefSeq and is a predicted model, not a curated record. Gene Ontology annotation, molecular function: nucleic acid binding; zinc ion binding.
AUGAACUCCGGGGACGUAAUUGACCAACAGACCCUACUAUUAAGAGCAAUCGACGAGUCAGGAAACACGGAACAACGUCUCCCCGCUGAUCCCUUCCUUAUCCUGAAAUCGGUACAGGCAGUGCUUGAGACUGACCCCAGAAAACCUAUAUACAUAGUACAAGGCGUUAUCUACGAUCCCGACAGAAAAGACGUAGAAGAAGCUAGACUUCUGGAAGAGAUGAAGACUCAGGGAGUCACGAACGUUCGGAGAAUUACAAAAAUGGUCGACAAAAAACCGACCAACACACCACUGGUUAUCCUAUCAUUCUCUGGUUCCAUCCUUCCGCAGCACUUCUACAUUGGUCUACUGCGCACCAGUAUUCGCCCGUACUACCCACUGCCGAUGAUGUGCUUCAAGUGCGGGCACUUCGGGCACGGAAGCCGUUUCUGCCCCAACCCCGCCGCCUGCCUGAGCUGCAGCAAACAACACGAAACAUCAAAGGAAAACCCCUGUGUCAACCCAAGCCUCUGUAUCAACUGCGGACAAGGACACUCGACACGUAGCCGGGAGUGUCCCAAAUUCAUUGAGGAGGAAAUGAUCACCAAAGCAAAAACCGACAAUAAUAUCACCUAUCCCGAAGCCGGAGCCCUAAUAACCAAACGAUCGCAAAUCCCAACCUAU